CGCUACUGCGCAUGUGCACGGAAUCAUUCGCCGGGACAGGAGGUAGGGUUUCAGUGACGUACCAGGAAGUGUUUACACGCGUGUUUGAGUCGUGAAAGUUUCGCGUUUGUGGACACACCUGUGUGAGCGUGGAGCAGGUGAGUUGAUGAUGUCAUCAGCUGAUGAGCAGUUGUGUCUGAACAUCUGCAGUGAUGUGACGUCAUCGUCCAGCAGGAGGAAACAUGUAAAGAGUCAGCAGAGAUGGAGCAAGAAGAAGCAGAGAGCGGAGAAAAGGAGGUUCAGCUCCUCGGAGGACGACCGGAGGAGGAGCAGCUUCAAAGACAUGAAGCUGCAGGAGGAGGAGCCUCAGGAGGAGACUCAAGCUCCGCCCACGGAGGUGACCGACACAACACCACCGAAGAAGAAACAGAAGAAGAAGACAGAAGCAGUGAAGGAUGCGGGACAUGGCAGCAUCAAGACAUCGUCUCUGUUUAAACACAACCCUGACAUCCCACAGCUCCACAGUCCCGCCGUCUGUCAGCUGAAGGAGCAGAUCUUCACCAAGGACUCGUUCUCAGACCUUCCCCUGCAUCCUCACCUGGUGGCAACACUGAACAAAGUCCUGAAUGUUUCCACGCUGACCAGUGUUCAGAAACAGUCCAUUCCAGCCCUCCUGUCGGGACGGGACGCUGUGAUUCGCUCUCAGACUGGUUCAGGUAAAACUCUGUCCUUCGCCGUCCCACUGGUCCAGAGUCUCCAGGAGCUGCAGCCCAAGAUCCAGCGCUCAGACGGACCGCUGGCCGUCGUCAUCGUCCCCACCAGAGAGCUCGCCCUGCAGACCUUCAACACCUUCCAGAAGCUUCUCAAGCCGUUCACCUGGAUCGUUCCAGGUGUGCUGAUGGGAGGAGAGAAGAGGAAGGCAGAGAAGGCCAGGCUCCGUAAAGGAAUCAACAUCCUGGUGUCGACUCCUGGACGUCUGGUGGAUCACAUCAAACACACCCUGAGCAUCGCCUUCAGCGCCGUCCGCUGGCUGGUCCUGGACGAAGCCGACCGGACUCUGGAUCUGGGCUUUGAGAAGGACCUGACCGUCAUAUUAAACAGCCUUAAUGCUGCUGGACCCAGCAGACAGAACGUCCUGCUGUCAGCGACGCUCACCCUGGGGGUGACCCGCUUAGCAGACGUCUGUUUAAACGACCCAAUCAGCAUCCAUGUGUCUGGCCCCGCUUCCUCUGACCUCCCUGCUGUCACUCCUGACACCAGCCAAUCAGAGAGCUUCGCCGUGCCGGAGGCUCUGCGGCAGUUUGUGGUUCUGGUUCCCAGUAAGGUCCGACUGGUCUGUCUGGCCGCCUUCAUCCUGGACAAAUGCAAGUUUUCUCAGAACAAACUCAUCGUAUUCGUGUCGAGCUGCGAAGUCGUCGACUUCCUGCACUCGCUGUUCACCGCCGUCCUCGCCGGGCCCUCGGCCAAUCACAAGCCUCCGGUCGGCUUCUUGCGUCUCCAUGGCAACAUGAAACAGGAGGAGCGAUCGGAGACGUUCCAGCAGUUCUCAGAGUCAGAGGGGGGAGUCCUGCUGUGCACGGACGUAGCAGCCAGGGGUCUGGACCUUCCUCAGGUCACCUGGAUCAUUCAGUUCACGCCCCCCACGGCGGCGGCCGAAUACGUUCACCGGGUCGGUCGGACGGCUCGGAUUGGAGGACGAGGAAGCAGCCUCCUCUUCCUCACCCCCGCUGAGACCGCCUUCAUCACCGAGCUGGCCAAUCACAACAUCAGCCUAUCAGAGAUGAAGCUGCAGGACAUCCUGUCCAGUCUGAUGAUGGACGACACCUACAAGGGGCGGGGCAAGUACCACAGCAAGAGCUCGUCCUCGGCGCUGCAGCAGGACAUCCGUGAGCGUGCGACCGUCCUUCAGACCGACUUUGAGAACUUCGUGCACUCGGACGCUGAGUCGCUGCAGGCGGCUAAGAAAGCGCUGCAGUCUUACCUGCGGGCCUACACCACCUACCCCGCUCACCUUAAACACAUCUUCCACAUCCGAUCGCUGCACCUGGGCCACGCCGCCAAGAGCUUCGGCCUCAGAGACGCUCCACAGGGCCUCAGCACCGCCGGAACCAGAACCAAGAGGAACCAGAGCCAGAGCCAGAACCAGAACCGGAGGGCCAAGGACAGGAGCCCCACCAAACACCAGAACCAGAACAAGUCCAGUGGAAAGAAGAGGUUCUCCGCUGCUCAGAUGGAUCUCCGGCUGCUUCGCUCCGAGUUCUCCAGCGGGUUGGACGGACGACGGCCAGACAAGAAGAAGAAAAACAAGGAGAAGGUUCUGCAGAAACACCAGAACUGACAGAGAACCUGAAAACACAAAGAACCACAAACGGCUUCCUGUUUCAGGAUGUUUCACAUUAAAACUGUUUUUCUGUAAAAUAAAAGUUGAUUUUUACUCAAACCUGCAACAGCUGAUUACAGACCAGCAAGGAGCUCUCUGAUUGGUCUCUGAGGUGUCCUGUCCUCCUCUCUGAUUGGUCGAGGGCUCUUAGUGAUGACCAGGAGUCAACAUAGACGCUGACAUACACUGUGUGUGUCUUUGUGUUGUUUUGUGUCCUGAAAUAACACAACUUCCUGAUCUGUGA
Messenger RNA from Acanthochromis polyacanthus (spiny chromis), 2603 nucleotides. RefSeq names its product DEAD (Asp-Glu-Ala-Asp) box polypeptide 31 (gene ddx31). The transcript has 21 exons. Gene Ontology annotation, biological process: ribosome biogenesis. The record is from RefSeq and is a predicted model, not a curated record. Gene Ontology annotation, molecular function: RNA helicase activity; nucleic acid binding; ATP binding. The coding region runs from base 146 to 2317 and encodes 723 amino acids. Lineage: Eukaryota; Metazoa; Chordata; Actinopteri; Pomacentridae. Gene Ontology annotation, cellular component: nucleus.